AUGGAGGAGACAGUGGUGAGGCCCUCGGUGUUCAUGGUGGAUGGACAGACGGACAUCCCUUUCACAAGGCUGGGGCACAGACGCAGGAGACAGCCCUGCAGUGCAGCCCGGCUGGGCCUGGGCCUCCUGCUGCUGCUGUUGACGACCGGAGUGGCUGUCCAGGGCUGGUUCCUGCUGCAGCUACACUGGCGCCUGGAGGUGAUGGCCGCUCCCCUGCAGGACAGAGGUGCAGGAUCCUGGGAUCAGCUGGUGCAAGAUCGGAGGCCCCAGCGGGCCAACCCGACAGCACACCUCACAGGGGCCAACUCCAGCCUGACAGGGAGUGGGGGCCCGCUGCUGUGGGAGACGAAACUGGGCCUGGCCUUCCUGAGGGGCCUCACCUACCGGGACGGUGCCCUGGUCAUCGCCCAGGCCGGCUACUAUUACAUCUACUCCAAGGUGCAGCUGGGCGGUGUGGGCUGCCCCCAGAGGCUGACCGGCGGCCUGCCCAUCACCCACGGCCUCUACAAGCGCACGGCCCGCUACCCCGAGGAGCUGGAGCUGCUGGUCAGCCGGCGGUCACCCUGUGGGCGAGCAAGCAGCCCCCGGGUCUGGUGGGACAGCAGCUUCCUGGGCGGAGUGGUCCACCUGGAUGCCGGAGAGGAGGUGGUGGUGCGCGUGCCUGAUGAGAGCCUGGUCCGAGUCCGCGAUGGUACGCGGUCCUACUUCGGGGCGUUCAUGGUGUGA
Messenger RNA from Globicephala melas (long-finned pilot whale), 726 nucleotides. It is a transcript of the gene TNFSF14, whose product is annotated as TNF superfamily member 14. Gene Ontology annotation, biological process: immune response. Gene Ontology annotation, molecular function: tumor necrosis factor receptor binding. NCBI's taxonomy places the organism in Eukaryota, Metazoa, Chordata, Mammalia, Artiodactyla, Delphinidae. Gene Ontology annotation, cellular component: membrane. The record is from RefSeq and is a predicted model, not a curated record.